AUGACAAACUUGGAUCUACUGCUGCUCAAAGGAGCGACCUCAAGCAACCCCGAGGAGGGCCUGCAAGAACUGCGUUACACCAUUCUCACGAAAGGAAUUCCCGCCAAUAGUGAGGGCAUGUCUGAAUUACGCAUCUACAUUUGGCUCAUUCUACUCAAUGCGCCCCCGCUCCGCACCGAUGUGUACCUCGAUCUCGUCCGACAAGGCGCAUCCCCAGCGCAUGCCAAGAUACAGAACGAUACUUUCCGUACAUUUCAAGGCGAUCCCCUUUUUCGCCGGCGCGUCACACAGAACAGCAUCACGCGGGUCUUGAACGCUGUCGCGUGGAGGCUCAAUGACGCGCACGAGGCACGCGUCAAUGGUUGGCAGUCUCCGCCUACACUAUCCGAGUUCGGCGGCAGCCCUGAUACUUCUAUGAUGUCCCGCUAUUCAGUCACUGGUGGCGCUCGGACAGAGGCGUCUACUACGAAUGACGCAGAGCAGAUUGGCUACGUGCAGGGUAUGAACGUGCUAUGUGGCCCGUUCCUGUAUGCGUCUCGAAGCGAGGUCGAGGCGUUUACCGCUUUCGAGAAGCUCAUCACUCAAGAGUGUCCGGGAUAUGUAAGGGGAUCAAUGGAUGGUGUACACAAGGGUCUGGCGCUGGUCGACAGGGUCUUGGAGGUGGUUGAUCCGAAGCUAUUCGGACAUCUCAUGGCCCACCACAUGGAAGCUAAGAUUUACGCUUUCGCAUCAGUACUCACUAUGUGCGCUUGCACGCCACCUCUGCCCGAGGUUUUACAGCUCUGGGACUUCCUCUUCGCUUAUGGGCCUCAUUUGAACAUUUUGUGCAUUGUAGCACAGUUGGUCCUCAUUCGGACAGAGAUACUGAACAGCUCGAGCCCUAACUCGAUACUCCGCAACCUCCCUGGUUUGAACGCUCAGAAAAUUGUUGCCGUGGCUAUGAGCUUCGCUGGCAAGAUACCUGAGGACAUGUACGCAGAGAUCAUCAAUCACGCAAAGUGAGGACCUGUGAUCACUAAGAAGGUGGAAAGCGAAGUGAUACGACAACAACGAUUUACGAUGUUAUGACUGUACGAUACCCAA
Molecule: messenger RNA, 1083 nt
Organism: Cucurbitaria berberidis CBS 394.84
Lineage: Eukaryota; Fungi; Ascomycota; Dothideomycetes; Pleosporales; Cucurbitariaceae
Product: cell division control protein 16
Exons: 3
Coding region: 1-1002 (333 amino acids)
Biological process (GO): activation of GTPase activity; negative regulation of septation initiation signaling
Cellular component (GO): mitotic spindle pole body
Molecular function (GO): GTPase activator activity
Source: RefSeq, a predicted model, not a curated record